Apis mellifera (honey bee) is the source of this 4298-nucleotide messenger RNA. It is a transcript of the gene Pka-C1, whose product is annotated as cAMP-dependent protein kinase catalytic subunit. Lineage: Eukaryota; Metazoa; Arthropoda; Insecta; Hymenoptera; Apidae. Gene Ontology annotation, biological process: peptidyl-serine phosphorylation. The transcript has a single exon. Gene Ontology annotation, molecular function: ATP binding; cAMP-dependent protein kinase activity. The record is from RefSeq and is a predicted model, not a curated record. The coding region runs from base 1110 to 2171 and encodes 353 amino acids. Gene Ontology annotation, cellular component: nucleus; cAMP-dependent protein kinase complex.
UGUGUAGUACAGUAGCUCUCUUGCUUCGUAGAGCGGCACUUCGUCACUUUCGCAUCCGUGCGAAAUCCCGAACGAACAAGUGGAGCGAGCCGCGUCGCCAUCUUUAGGAACGGUACCGACUGUCUCUGCUACCGCCGCCUGCUUCGUUUUAAGAGCUUAAAAUCAAUCCGCGAUUAUAGUAAAAGAAUUUUAUGUGUUAGUGCUACAGCGCGUAAUUUAUUUUCUAUCGCGAGAAGACGCGAUACACAUUCGUUCGCGAUGUUCAUUUAAUACGUUUAAAAUUUGUGUGUGCGUACUGUGCAAGUUGAGCAGACGACGUUUCGCAAGUAUUUCAAGGGUUGAGAGCGAUCGAAACCGACGUUGUUUUCUCGCUUUAUCGACCCUUGUUUAAACUAUUGUUUCUGACCUGCAAUUUUGUCAUUCGGUUCCUAUCAUUUUGAGAACUAGUGUUUAGUGUUUUGAUUUGUCAAAGAAAGACAAACACAUCGGAGAAAGACGUUGUAGUGCAUGAGAAUACAAGUCAAAGUAGAAAUAAAGAGAGAAGGAUAAGAAAAGAAAGACUGAGACAGCUCUAGUAGACGACGACAACGACGGGCUAGUACGAUUGACAGGAAAGAUGGCGCGAGGUGCGGACGAGGAUUAAUGUUGACCCAUUUUUCCGCGCGAAAUCGCUCGGUCUUAUUUUGUCAUACAAUUAAGGAAAUACUAAGUUUUGAACCGAGUGUAAAAAAUUGAGUUAAGUGAAUUAAAUUUAAAAAAAAAGAAAGGGUAGUCCGCUAUUGGUACGAGUGUAUCCAUCGUGCAGUGUGCGCGUGUGCCCAGUUCUUGCAUAAGUGUGAGUGCCCUCUCGGACGUAUAGGUCUCAUAGGGCCAGCAUCGACGAGUAUCGGAUAAAGACUAUUGAAGACCGUCGGUGACAAUAAGAGUGAGUAUAAUAAAGGGAAACAUAGGAAAUAGUAACAAUUUCGAAAAGACUGGAGUUUGGUGGGGCCUUGAUAGGCUCAGCUACGGAAGAGGACAAACGAAAACGAAAACGAAGACGCGGUCUUCUGGAACUUCUCGAGCUGUAUAGAGCCCUGGCAGGCUCGGGUACAAGCGCGGCUGCUAAGAUGGGCAACAAUGCCGCGACUGCAAACAAAAAGGUUGACGCUGCUGAGAGCGUCAAGGAGUUUCUUGACAAGGCAAAGAAAGAGUUCGAGGACAAGUGGAAAAGAAACCCAACGAACACUGCUGGUCUCGAUGAUUUCGAGCGGAUCAAGACACUUGGUACUGGCUCGUUCGGUCGUGUCAUGAUAGUGCAACACAAACCAACCGGGGAAUAUUACGCCAUGAAGAUACUCGACAAGCAAAAAGUCGUGAAACUUAAGCAAGUCGAACACACGCUUAAUGAAAAAAGAAUACUGCAAGCGAUUAGCUUUCCAUUUUUGGUCUCCUUGCGAUUUCACUUCAAGGAUAAUUCUUACCUUUACAUGGUUCUCGAAUAUGUGCCGGGAGGCGAAAUGUUCAGUCAUCUACGAAAGGUUGGUCGUUUCUCGGAACCACAUUCGCGCUUUUACGCGGCACAAAUCGUAUUAGCGUUUGAGUAUCUUCACUACCUCGACUUAAUCUAUAGGGACCUCAAGCCAGAAAAUCUAUUAAUCGAUUCACAAGGCUAUUUAAAAGUCACAGAUUUUGGUUUCGCUAAAAGGGUACAGGGUAGAACAUGGACCUUGUGCGGUACGCCAGAAUAUCUCGCGCCUGAAAUAAUUCUCAGCAAAGGUUAUAAUAAAGCUGUGGAUUGGUGGGCGCUUGGUGUGCUUGUCUAUGAGAUGGCUGCCGGUUAUCCACCGUUCUUUGCUGAUCAACCAAUUCAAAUUUAUGAGAAGAUUGUUAGCGGAAAGCCACGAUUUCCGUCUCAUUUCGGAUCCGAUUUGAAAGACUUACUACGUAACUUGCUACAAGUUGAUCUUACCAAAAGGUAUGGGAAUUUGAAGGCUGGUGUAAACGAUAUCAAGGGUCACAAGUGGUUCGCCAGUACCGAUUGGAUAGCCGUCUUCCAAAAGAAAAUCGAGGCCCCGUUCAUACCAAAAUGUAAAGGGCCAGGAGACACGAGCAAUUUCGACGACUAUGAGGAGGAGACACUUAGGAUUUCACUGACGGAGAAGUGCGCCAAGGAAUUCGCCGAAUUUUGAAUUCCCAUAUUGAUUCAAGAUGGAUAUAUGUGUCGUGUAUGCAUUCAUAUGCGAUGGUUUGUCGCUCAUUGCUCGCUUUUCUUCGAGCGAAAAAGAUAGAUGAAGUAAGAGAGAGACAGUAUAAUAUAUAGGAGAGAGUAAGAGAGAGCGAGAGAAAGAGAGAGAGAAAGUACGAAAGAGUGUAAGAAAGAUAGUGUAAAUGAAAGAAUGUAUUAUAUGUAUGCAAGAUGGGAGGAAAGCGUGUACGUGUGUGUGCAUGCACAUGUAUGAUUGUGUGCGUAUGCGAGUACGCUCGGUACAAUAAUGUACAGAAGGAAGAUGGUUUAGAAGAGUGACCAAAAAGGAAGAAAAAAGUAAAGAAGAUAAAUAUAUAUAAAAAAAAAAAAAAAAAAAACAGAUGGCAGAUUUUGCGAUUUAUUUUGUGAUCGAACUUCUGAAAAAGAAUGGAAACGGAAAGAGUAAUAUACAAAGGAGAUACGGUGAAUCCCGCCGUUCAAUCGAUAAAAAAGAAAGGGAGCAUAAGAGAUAAACAAACAGAUAUAAUAUAUUGAAAAAAAUUACAAUAUAUUACAUUAAUACAGAUAUCAUAUAUAAAUAAUACACAUAGCAUACGCGUACACUCACACACAUCACAAUUCUCAUCGGUACGUCAUCAUUAUACCAUCACAACUUUUUACACGAGAAAGAUCUUUUUCUUUUUUUUUUUUUUCUUUCUUUCUUUCUUUCUUUCUUUCUUUUUUUUUUUUUCUUUCCUCCAAUCAAGUAUACAACUGACAUAUUGAGGUACGAGGGCGACGAUAUAUAGUAUAUACGUAUAUGUGUGUGUUCCCUAAGAUGGCUUUAUUAUCCGGUUUAGCGGAGAAGGCGGGUGUAAAGAUUACUACUCUCGAUAAUUAUUGUUAAUAUGGAAAAAAACGUCAUUUUUGCCGGAAUUAUUUUGUACAUAUAGUGUUGCUAUAUUAUACUCUUUAUGUGAAUGUUCCCCGAUCCCCUUUUACACCACGCCCCUCUUCUCCACCAUUCUGCCUCUUUUAGCACGUACAAAAAGAAAAAAAAAAAAAAAGACUUUUCGAUAGAAAAGGGUAUAAUAUACACCAAUAAUCAUGCCAUGCAUUAUUAUCUAUUUGUCUACGAGCAUCUUCUCUUCAUUUUCUCGUUGAGGAAAAAUUUUUGCCACGAUAUGAAUCGUGUUUAUAUUAUAGCAGCUAGUCGUCACAUGAUUAUUCCGCUGGAGUAAUAUUUAUAUAUAUACGACUCGUUUUUCAUCGAUCGUUUAAUGUGGACACCAUUUGAUUGAGAGAAACAAAGAGAUAAUUGAGAGAGAAACGGAAUGCGUGAGAAUGAGAGAAUAAGAGAGGGAGAGAAAGAAAUGUAGAUCCUUAUAUUAUAAUAUAUCAAAUCUUAUUAAAAGAAAAAAAUGAAAAAAUACUCGUUAUAUACUGGCUACAGAUGCUCGUUGUUGAAUUAUUGUACUUUAAAUAAGUAAUAACAGAGAAAGAAAGAAGCGAGAGUAAAAGAGUGAAAGAGAGAAUGAGUGUGAAAGAGAGAGAGCGAGCGAGCGAUCGAGCGAGAGAGAAAGAGAGGGAGAGAAAGAGAGAGAAUAAUUGUGAAAAUACGAUCGACGGAGUACGAGUAAAAUAGAAAUUCAUUUUUGGAACGUUUUUAAUAGAGGACCACUGGCGUUCGUACAUAGAUACAUUGUAAGAGUAUUCAUAUAUAAUUAUAUCGCCUUAAGUUGCUGUGCGCAAAAGAAGCAACGUUAUCUUUUAUAUAGAGCUGCACUUUUAGUACAGAAUGUAAACUGUGUGGACAAUCCUGUAUCUUGUGCAAGAGAAAAGAGAAAAAUGAACGACGCACACGCGCGAGAUGGCCAAAGGAAAUUGCGCGUGUAGAAAUGAAAUUUCAUUAAAUGAUUAUAUAUAUAUAGAGAAGCGAAAUGUGAAAUGAAAUCGUGAGAAAACUAUUCGAAGAAGAAAAUCAUGGAAAAAGAAGAAAAAAAAGAAAAACGGAUAAAUGAUUAAACGGAAGGAUAAAUGAAAGAAUAAGAAUAAUGAAAUUGUGUAUUAUAGAACAGCAACAGCAGCAGUAGUAAAUAGACAGCGAGAGUAUUGUCGCUGAAAGACGAUA